UGUCUGGUUGUCAGUCAGUUCUCGUGAGCUCCUCCUCCGGCAGCGCGAGGAAUCAACCACAGCACCGCCGCACGCGAGAGCACAGCACACAAAUCCGCCGAGCACACAGUACAGUACAGCACGCCGAACAACUCUCCUCUGCUCCUGUUCACUGCUCAUCCAGCACGCUUAGAUCUUCAUCAACGUGACGGGCAGCUGUCAGGCUUGAUGAUGGAUGAGUUACAGGAUGUGCAGUUGACCGAGAUCAAACCCCUCUUGACGGACAAGAAUGGACAGAACUUCCAGGACUUUGAUUGUCAGGAGCAUGACAUCGAGACUCCUCGCGGUGUCCUUCAUGUGACUUUGAGAGGGACCCCUAAAGGCAACCGGCCAGUCAUUCUCACCUAUCAUGACAUCGGACUCAACCAUAAGUCCUGUUUUAACACACUCUUUAACUUCGAGGACAUGCAGGAAAUCACCCAGCACUUUGCUGUGGUCCAUGUUGAUGCUCCAGGCCAGCAGGAAUCUGCCCCUCCUUUCCCCACCGGGUUCCUGUACCCCACCAUGGAUGAGCUUGCUGAAAUGCUACCUUCAGUUCUAACUCAUCUGAAAAUCAAUAGUGUGAUUGGGAUCGGUGUGGGCGCAGGAGCUUAUAUCCUCACUAGAUUUGCUCUGAAUGAGCCUGCUUUGGUUGAGGGACUGGUUCUCAUAAAUGUGGACCCCUGUGCUAAGGGCUGGAUCGACUGGGCUGCCUCAAAGCUGUCUGGAUGGACCAGCAAUCUCAUAGACAUUGUGAUGGCACACCAUUUCAGCACGGAUGAGCUGACGGAGAACCAGGAGAUUAUCCAAACAUACCGCCUGCACAUCGCUCAGGACAUCAAUCAGGAUAACCUGGCGCUCUUCUGCCAGUCCUACAACAGUCGUCGAGAUCUGGAGAUUGAGAGGCCCGUUCUGGGAAUGAACGAAAAUGCAGUUAAAACGCUGAAGUGUCCUGCCUUGCUGAUUGUUGGAGACACAUCACCAGCGGUAGAGGCUGUGGUUGAAUGCAACUCGAGGCUUAACCCAACCAAGACUACUUUACUCAAGAUGGCAGAUUGUGGUGGACUUCCUCAAGUUGUCCAACCGGGUAAACUUGCUGAGGCUUUCAAGUACUUUGUCCAGGGAAUGGGCUACAUGAUGCGUUCUUCAGCGUUCCCUCAUGUGCUGCUCAGCCACCUGAACAGCGAAUCAGUGCCCACUGCCAGCAUGACCCGAUUGGCACGCUCUCGCACUCACUCUGCCUCCAGCAUGGGCUCAGGGGACGGUUCGCGCAGCCGCACACAGACCAGUUCACAGAUGGAGGGCGCCACUGGCGGCCCCGCCCUCGACAACCAGAACAGAACCAUGGAGGUGUCCUGCUAAACCUCCCAGAACCAAGCCCCCAUUUUAUUUGGGAUCAUUGGUGUGUGUGUGACCCUUUUUUGUUCCCCCCCACUCUGUCGUCUCAUUCUCUCGUGGCCAGAGAGUGCUGGUCUAAUGAAGGGAUGCAUUGUUUGAUGUCUAGUAAUCCAUGUAUUUAACAUGUUGGAAUAUUUCUCCACUGCAUGGACGCACACUAAUCUUCUGUUGAUGUUUUUAAUCUUGAUUGGCUUUCUACUUUCUUACUCCAUUCUUUUAUAAACACUCCCCGAUACGCUUUUUCGUGUAUAUUUUUUGGUGGCGGCUGCUGUAUAUUGAACAUUCAGAGGGUAUUCUCGUGUGUAGCGGGAGAGUUUUUGUUCCCUCUCUUGCUCUAUCUAAGGUCUUCCUGCCCCUUGUGUUUACUAGAGACGACCAAACCACUUCAAUUCCUUCCCGUCAUCGAAUGUUUCUUUCACUGCUUCGUUUUCUGUGCAUUUUAAAUGGUUUCUACUGCUCUUGCUGGAUGGCAGCAGCUGGUUGGAUUUGAUUUGUAAUUGAAUUCAAUCAGUUGUAGUGUUUCCAGAGCAGAGCUACUGAUUAGCAUGUCUCGGUUUAAAGUGUACUAUAAACAUUUGUGUUAGUAUUAAUUGUUUAGACCUUUCUGCAAAUGGUUUACAUGGAGAACUGUAUUGAGGUUUUGACCUGAAGUCAAAACUUAUUAAACCCCUUAUUAGGAAAAUCUUUCGUUUAGGUUUGCACUUAAUAAUUUUCACAACCUAUUAUUGGGAAAUAUCUGCUACACCAAAACAAGCCUUUAGCUGAAGUGAAGUAGUAAUAUUUACCAUCUCUAGGUGUAAGUCAGCACGAUUUUGGCUUGACGUUCUCCAUUAUUUCUGUACAGCGAGCUGAUAUCCAAUUCACCUCAUUAUUUCGUCAACUCUGUUCGUUUUUAUCGUUAUUCUUUUGAUUUCAUUGGAUGGCAAUUCCCUGUUAAUUGCUGAUUGUACCGCUGCCUUGAGUGAGUUUGUGAUGAUGCGUUGUGGUUUGUCCUCCAAGCAUUUAGGGGGCGUUGUACUGCAUACUGUCUGCUGAAUAUAUAUUAAUUUGUACGAAAUAUUGAAAUAAAGUAGUUGUACAUAAAACUUAA
Molecule: messenger RNA, 2506 nt
Organism: Danio rerio (zebrafish)
Lineage: Eukaryota; Metazoa; Chordata; Actinopteri; Cypriniformes; Danionidae
Source: RefSeq, a predicted model, not a curated record